Tigriopus californicus is the source of this 4126-nucleotide messenger RNA. RefSeq names its product uro-adherence factor A-like. Lineage: Eukaryota; Metazoa; Arthropoda; Copepoda; Harpacticoida; Harpacticidae. The record is from RefSeq and is a predicted model, not a curated record. The transcript has 2 exons. The coding region runs from base 108 to 4019 and encodes 1303 amino acids.
AAGGAGGGAAGAGGGAAGCGGAAUCGGAACCACUGGAGCUCAGCGGUCAGUCUUUUUCUGGAGUUGCUAGUGAAAAGAUAUCGGGACAGGAUAUCGAGCUAUUCAGAAUGAAAAUGAAGGGAGUGCCUUUGGUGGUCUUUUUAUUGAUUCUCCAAGCGCCUUUUAGCUCCGAAAGGCCGGUCUUGAGUGACGGGGAUAGUGUUGGAACUGAUGAAGGCCCCAGUAGUGAGGAAAUCCCAUUUGGAAUCCUCUCGGAAUAUCCAGCUGAGAGAGAAGACAUCGUCGUUGACAUCUCAACAGGAGACUCUAUUGGAGACGAAGAAAGCAAUGGAAGAUUAAGUGAAAGUGACGCUGGUGGAGAAUCAAGUGCUGAAGUAGUACCUGUCAUUGGAUUUGGUAUCGAAUUGCCGUUUACAAUGGGGGAGAAAGCAUUUGCUUCUCGUGAAGUUCAAUCUCAAGAUGAAAGCUCCGACCUUAAUAAAACCACCAUCACCACCAUCAAAAGUGAAUCUCCACGUCUAUCAAGUAUUGUGGAAGAACCAUUCGCCUCUGAAUCGAACGAAGCGCUACUUGAAUUCGCAUCAUUCGAGCCCAAGACCUUAGAGAGUUCCACUGAAUCGUUGCCUGUAUCGCUUCCACCGACCAAUGAAAACGGAUCAAAUAUAACCGAAUCUAUGACAACUGAAUCUAACGUAAGUGCAAUGGUAAAGUCUUCAAGAUUUGAGAAGAUCCCAAGAGGAGAUUCCCUCAGUGAUAUUUUUGCAAAUUUGUUGCCUGAAGGCUCUGAAAUUGGACCCACCACACUUGAACCGACGGAUAGACUCCUUAACAUUGCCAAGAACUCAACUCCUGAAAUAAUUGCUCCUAGCGUCGAUGUAGUGCCAGUUACAACUUCACGCAUUGAGCACAGUUCGGAAAUAUUGCCAUCCUUGUUUGACACGUUAUUAUCAGACAUUGCUCUUGGCACUGAAUCAACCACGGCAGAAUCAGAAGCCACCAUUUCAAGCAAUGCCAUCGAGUUCAAUCCUGAAAUGGUCGGGUUCAUUGGAAACGACACAAUGGUGUCACUUAGUCAAGACGUUGUCACGAUCGAGUCCGUUUCUGAGAAGUCUAGAAACAAUUCCUCACCCGAAACAAUAUCAUCUGAGCCAUCCACGCAACCUGAAGACAAUGCCACCACUGCUUUCGAUUAUGAAUCCUCUACAGAAGAGUUUCGUGAAUCGACCACGAAUUCACCAGCCAUAUCGACCGAUUCAAUCACUGAGGGACCACUUGAACUUGGAGCUUCCCAAUCGCCUCUCUUCAAUGAUGGAAAUCUUUCCCUUCCCCGAAGAACUGAGGGAACAUCUUUAUCAAGCCUGGAGUUCCAAACCGAGUUGGGGAAAUCAAUCAAUACGGGAUCCAUUUCAACUGCAACCUCAAGUAAUCCAACAGACCUUGAAUUUGCAGGCCCUGAUCUGAACUUGUCAACAAGUAUUCCAAGUCAAGAAUUCCUACCUGGCCUGUUGGUGGCAAAAAACUUUGAUUUGGAUUCUGGCACCCUUCAACCCCUCAAAGACACUUCUGUCGUACCCAAAAAUUCAGCUAUCGACUUGCUGUCCAUGAGUGACGGUGAAGAGUCACAUACAAUCGAUCCUGAAUUGGAACUCACAGAAUCCACUGGCAAAGCGAAAGUAGAGUCAAUUCGCAGAGUUAGCGAAACAACAACCUCAAGCAACUUCAAUGAUUCACAACAGAUUGUUAAAGAAGUCCUUAAUAGUGCAUCUCACUCUACUGAUGAAAUUGUAGGGCAAUUAGACUCCUUCAAUAACUCGAGUGACCUCUUGUCACCUACUGAUAUACUUGUGUCAGGACCGUUGGAAGUGAAAGAUAAAAUAGGUUCCGACUUCCCUCCUGAAUUGAUUAACGUUGACCUGGAACACGAAUCUUCAAGAUUUGAGCCAUCCACGCCUAUUCUAGACUUCACUACGGUUUCACUGACAACGAAAUCCAAUUUCGAAUCAUCUUCAGAGGAAACAAUCUCCGGGGUCAGCUCUGAGUCUUCCGAAUUGGAACCGAUUGUCAAGUCUUUCUUGGCCCCUACUGGUCCUACCCUAACUUUUCUGAGAUCAUCUUUGAGUCCUAGUGUUACUGAACCUUCUUUUAAGCCUUCCACUCCAAUUGAGCCAAGUCCCAUUACCCUUGUUGUUAAGGACCCAAGAGAUCGGAUCACUGAAGGAACCGAAUUCUUGAACACAACUGAGAGUCCUGCUUUGGAGACGGUGGGAGAACCUACAGAGCGACUCGUUUAUUUGUUGGAUAAUAUUGAUACAACCGAAACAACAGACAUGAUCACCUUCCCGUCAGACCAGACUGAGGACCGCCAGCAAAGUGUUCCAAGCGAACUGAACUUCUUUCAAGAUCCUAUCGAGCUCACGAGUGAUACUGACUUGUUCAGCUUCGACAACGUCGAGGGUUCUGCUGAAUCUAAUACCACCGAACUGGAGGAAGAUUCCGAAUUUUAUGACGAUGGUGAAUUUGACAGCAUCUGGAACAGCGAUGAUUUGGUGGAUUACAACUUUGACGAGCUAGAAGGCCUCGGCGAUAUCAUAUCAGAUUAUGGUUUGAGCAAGGAAUCCGAUGAUCCGGACAAGAAGGAAAGCCAAGAGGAUCUGUGGGCCAAAUUCGACGCCCGGUUUGAGAACAAGCUGAAAUCGCCCGUGGACACACUUCAGGAUGUUGGUAUCGGUUCUGGAGCGAUCGAGACUGUUGCCACUCUGACCGACCGAAGCAAAGACGUAGGGAGUGUAGAUGGAAGCCACAGACGGAAGCCACUCGUAGGAUCACCCACACUUAAGCAUGAGGAUGUGGAGGAAUUCCAAUACAAGUCUCUCUCCCCGGAAGACUUUCACGUAGGCCUCAGCGGCGACGGUCACAUCAGAUUGGGCAAAUACAUUUCGUUUGACGAGAUUUUGGAAGUCCAAGAUGUCCCGGAUUUCACCCCAUUGGCUCAAAAGGUGUCGAACUUCACUGAUUUCAAUCACAUAUGCCAAAAGUGUACGCUGACGGGAGAAUUAGCCUUUCAUAACGAAGACAACCAGUUUGAUCUCAUCCGAACGAGGGAGUUCUUGAUUCAAGUGGACAACUAUCUUCAGCGAUUUUUUGAGGACGAGCUCGCGUACACCGACAAUUACGUGGAACUGGGCAAUGCGACCAGAUUUGAUCAAGCCGUCAUCCUCGACUUUAAGAUGACCUUCAACCGUCCAGUUAACGAGUCCUUUGUCAGGAACAGCUUCCACUCUUACCUUAAUGAGCAGACCUUGGCUGACCUCGAGGUCAUCCCCAACUCCUCUGCCUUGGUUUUUCAAAGGUUCCAGAUUAACGAGCCAAUUGUAAGGACGAUGGGAAUCGAGAUUAAACCUCCCACCUAUCGAAGCAGGCUAUGGCUUGAGGUCAGUAUCGCCUUAAUGAUUUGCCUCUCAAUCUCCUUGAUCGUACUCCAACACAGGAAAUGUCAAGGGAUUCCGAAAGAAUUGCCCCCAAAAUCCCUAACCAUGAUCAAAAACCACAUCAAUGAAGCCAACGAAUUCGAACUAGCUCUCACCAACUACAAUAAAACUAAGGCGGAAGAGGAACCUCCCAAAGUCGUCCUCGAAGAUCCCGCGGAAGAGGUUGACGAGAUUGAGGUCUCUCUGAUGGAAACCCAGAUGGUAAAAGGGUUUGGUUCGAACAGUUUCCGCCCCGUGGAAGUCGUGUGGGCCGAAAAACAAUCUCAAUCUCGAGAGGUCAAGAGUCACACACCGGAAUCUUCAAAGUCACAAAAACCCUCUAAGGUCCCUCGAAAGUCUAAAGCAACGUGCUCCCAAGAGGUCAAGCCUGAAAUCCAUGCUGCGCCUUCCGAAGGUGGUCAAACCGGUGAGCCAACUAAAUCAGCUGCCAGACAUCAACACGAACCCUCAGUCCGGCCCAAGCAGCCCUACCAGCCUCCGACAAAGCCAAGACGAUCCUCCAGGAAAAAAGAGGGCUCAGAUUCGGAUUAAUCAGAUGAUUAUUGUUUAAGUUUUUUUGAAGAUUGGUAUAUUCAAUUAGUUGUGUUUUUUUGUUCUUCUUCUUUGUGACAAAUGAAAUAAUAAAUGAGCUCACGUUA